AUGGCGUGGCUGCGUAUAUCUGCUUGCUUCAUAGUGGUGUCCCUACUUCUGAAUUCAUCUUUGGCUGCCAUUUGCCCGAAAAGCUGCGUUUGCAGUACCACGAGAGAUGGCUUACACCGAGCCACGUGCAGCAACCUAGCAGAGCUUUACAAAUAUACUCUACGUCAGAAACACCAUAAUGUUAAUAUUUUAGAUCUCUCGCACAACAAUAUAACUAAAAUAACUCAUGAAUUAGAUAAACUUACUGAAGUUGUUACUCUAGAUUUAUCCACGAAUGGCCUUACAGAUAUCAAUAAAUUUUUACAUAAUUCACGAAAACUCGUACAUUUAAAUCUGGCUAACAAUAGAUUUCAAAAGUUGGCACUAGUGCAUUUACCAAAAAGCGUGAGCUCUUUAGAUUUAACAAAUAAUUUACUCGAAGACGUGCCUUCUGAUGUAACACAUUUGAACAGUCUAGAACAUUUGGAACUUGAAGGAAAUCCCCUACAUUGUUCUUGUGAUAAUGUUAUUGCUCGGGACCACUUAUUAUCCUUAAAUGUGUACAUAGAUGAUGUUAAAUGUCAAACACCAUUGAGGCUUAAAGGCCGUUCCUGGCUAGAACUAAAAACGAAAGAUAUAUGUAAAGCUCCUAGAUUGGAUUUUAUGGAUAUGAUGAUGGGGGACCAACCAAUUGAUGCUAUUAGAAUUGGAGAGGAAACUUCAGCAUUAAAAUCUAUGUCCUUAGUAUCUGGAAACGACUUAGAGGAUGGAAAUAUCAUUCAUGGUGAAGAACUCUCUGACGACGAUGAUAGCGUACAGUUUAUGAAAGUGGGUCGCUUGUCAACUUCUUCUCCGUUAAGUGAAAUCGAAGGUUCUGGAGAAGCUGAAAGCACGACAAUAAGUGAUAUUAUUGAACCAGUUCAUGAGCAAAAAAUAUUGGCCAAACUGAUGCUUUCGGAAGAAAUAUUACCCGCUAAUAAUAUUACAACAACAGAAAAUCCCUUAGAAGGAUCUGGAGAGGGAUCUGGAGAUGGAAUUUUUACUUUCGAUUACGAAGAUCAGACUGAAAGGUUACCAGAGACUACAACUCCUGUAUUUGAGGAGUUUAAUCCGGAACCGGUUCAUAAAAUAUUCGAAAAUGAUGAAGACAACAAUGGGAGCACAACAGAAUUCCCCAUUCCGGAACCACCAUCCAUUUAUCAAGGUGGAGUUGAUUGGCACAGUCGAAAUGCUAAUGUUGAAGUCGUGACUGAGAAAGCAGUAACACCCCAAAUCACAAGAGACACGACCGUCUCAGAACAAAUACGAAUAACUCAGGCUUCAGAAGUUUUGGGUCAAAUACCGAAUACCGAAGAAACAGUAACGCCACACAAAACGGGAACUUAUGUAUGCAUAGCUUUAAUAGUGGUUCUUUUAGUCGGAUUAAUUGGUUUUGCAAUCACCAAAGGACAAAUGCGUAAGCGAAGGGAUAGAAGACUUCUUAGGCAACAAAAACGCGAUGUGGAAAAAGCUUCGAAAGAAAUGGUUGACAUGAAUAAAUCGUUAUUAGGCAAGCCAGCUGCAGUAGAGGCGCCUAUUGAUAAAAAGACUAACGGAAGAUAUGAACUAGUACCAACACAUGAAAAUAAUGUGAAAAAAAAUGAAAACGGAGACAUAGGAAAUGGGAUUAAGCAGAAUGAUGAUAAACACCUAAGAACGGAUAGCCCACGAGACACAAAUCAGAACAAAAGUAGCUCUAAGGAUAAUAAUUUAAUCGAAGAUCCAGUUUUACAUCAAGAGACUUCUUUUGACUCCGACCCAGCAUCACCCACAUCUGGUAACAGACAUUCUCUUUCUAGUGAAGACAUCUUUGUUCCUAUUGAUGAUGAUUCACCCAGAUUAAAUGGCACUGGAGGCUCUGACAUUUCGCAACCACUAAUUAAUGGAGCCACUGAUUCAGACUAUCUGACACCAUCUCGGGAAUAUGUGCCUGUUUACUCACCUGAUAUGGGCAGGGUUCGAAUCAAAAUGUCGGAAACUCCAAAACCUAAGACUCCAGUGCUAGUUACUAGGAGCAGGUCUAACGCAGGAGAUAUAAUAAUAACACCUUCAGUCGAUGGAAACGCACGCAAGUCCGCUACUUGA
Pieris macdunnoughi is the source of this 2103-nucleotide messenger RNA. NCBI's taxonomy places the organism in Eukaryota, Metazoa, Arthropoda, Insecta, Lepidoptera, Pieridae. The record is from the annotation of a GenBank genome assembly.